CCACCACCACAACCAAAAGAUCUGGACUUAGAAGACGGAUCCACGGAACCAAAAGUUAUACGCCGGAACACGAAACUCACACGAGUGGAAAUAACGAGGGUGAGUCGUAUGGUUGCGAUGGAUUGGGACAGUCUUGCCGGGCUCUUGGAUAUUCCAUAUGAAGAACGUGAGGAAAUCAGAACCAACUAUGCAAAAUAUCCUGAUUCUCCGUCGAAAGCGGAAGAAGUUCUCAAUCACUUCAAUGGCAGCGAUUGCUUUGGUCGAGAUAUUUUUGGAAAAUGCGUCGAUGAAUUGGGAAGGCAUGAUUUAAUAAAAAAAUUACAUCUUAUGGAGGACGAGGAUGAAGAAGCUUUGGGUGAUAAGUGGAAAGAAAAAACUGCUUUGGAAAUUAAUGCCAAUAAUGGGGUUACUAAUGAAGAAAUUCCUCCCGAAAGUCAGCCUCUCUCACCUCGUGAAAUGUACAGACUAAGUCGACGUAUUGCGGUUGACUGGGACAGUCUUGCUGGCCUCAUGGACAUCGCCAAGGAGGAAAGGGAUGAUAUAAGACGCAACAUUCGCAUUUACCAUGACAAUCGGUCGCAAGCGGAGAAAAUUUUAUCGAUUUUCAACCGCAGGAGAGACUUUUCACGUAAGAAGCUGAUAGAAUGCUUGAAAGAGCUCAAGAAGAUAGACAUUAUUCGACCAAUUGUCACAGGAGAAUGGAAAGACUUGUAAUUGUCAAGUCGUCUACAACAUAACUUACCCUUUCGAAAAUUCAUCUAUCCCACUCAUCCAC
Molecule: messenger RNA, 775 nt
Organism: Dendronephthya gigantea
Lineage: Eukaryota; Metazoa; Cnidaria; Anthozoa; Malacalcyonacea; Nephtheidae
Exons: 4
Coding region: 109-714 (201 amino acids)
Biological process (GO): signal transduction
Molecular function (GO): protein binding
Source: RefSeq, a predicted model, not a curated record